AUGCCUAGAACUCUGCUUCUACUAUCUCUUACUUUGGUAGUCGAGUCGAUUAACGAUUUGGCAUGGUAUUCACCUGUAACGAGAUCUGUUCCAAUCGAUCUACAACCACUUUCUGCUAAGGCUGAUCUGUGUUCACUUCCACCAGAUAUAGGAGGAUGUUCCAAGGAAUUAAUAAGAUAUUAUUAUGAUUCCACUGCGGAUGAGUGUAAAAGAUUUAUAUUUUCAGGAUGCGGAGGAAACUCCAACCGAUUCAUGCGAAGAACUCACUGCAGAAGUCGAUGUCUUCAGAAGAAAGCUAACACCGAUAACUUUUUGAAGGAAUCCAAACAUAGAAGGACACUCACGACCACCGUGACUCCUAGCACAGUACAGACAAACCCCACAACCACAACAGUGGCAGCUACUACUCUAGCAGCAGUUACUAGGCCUGUUCAGAAGAUUAACAAAACUAAAAUUACUCCUUCAAUUAGAGAAUGUCCUCACUGUGAUCCAAUCUAUGGAGUGUGUGUUGAUGGAGACUGUGGUUGUAUUCCUGGAUUCAAAAAACUUGGAAGGAUUUGUAUUGAUAUUAAUGAAUGUGCUUCUGAGAACAUCUGUCCAUUCAAUUCAAGAUGUGUCAAUACCAUUGGAUCGUAUCGAUGUGAUUGUGAUUCUGGGUUCACGAAAAACGGUGAAUGUCUGGUCACAAAAGAUGCUUGUACCGAUGUCUUUGACAUCAAUUUGACCGAAGAAGAUUGUAAUAAUGGAGAGCAACUUAUUAGGUACUACUUCGAUCAUGAUUCACUCAGAUGCAAGCAAUUCUUCUACGGUGGAUGUAAAUCAACAAGCAGAAACAUCUUUUCUGAUGUUCAGACUUGUGAUGAGCUUUGUGCGAGCAUUCCUCGUGAAGAGCUGAAAAUUGUGUCAUUUGGAGAUUUGGCUGAACAGAAAGAAAUUGUAAAUGAAAUUCCAAUGAAAUUGAAUUUGGACAUCAAAAGCGAUACUGAAACAACAACAGUACCAAUAGAAAUACAACAACAAGAAGUUGAUAAAAUAGAAAAAAUCAUGAAAGACAUAACUCCUAAUGAAAAUGUCUGUCUGCGUGAUUUUGAUGAAGUCCUUCGUCUCGAGUGUGUAACUGCUGAUUGGAACGAGAAGUUCUUCUGGAAUUAUGAAAUGAGGGAAUGUGAACCCUUUUGGUAUGAUAUAUCCUGUGAUCUCAGAGAUAAAGCUGGGAAGAACUUUUUCGAAUCUCUUGAAACGUGUCAAAAGACAUGUCAUGAAGAAACUGAGACUGUUCAUGUAGUCGAACCAAGCAAGAAAGUAAUCGAAUUCCCACCUUUUCACCCAUCAAUCGAAAAUCCACAAGUCGAAGAACAUCCUCUGACAAGACUGUCUUAUGCUCAGAAAGAUACCAGUGUCGCAGAUGAAACAACGGUUACGACUACUAAUUACAUCGACUCAACUUCAGUACCGUUGGAGCAGAAAUUCGGAGACGUUUCUGAAGAGACUUUCCAUUUGCAACAUCGUCUUCAAUAUCCUCUACCAUCAGAAGAAAGUCAAACUUUAGCGACUGACGAAAUGGAAGAGUAUGAUAGUGAAGAGGUGACGAAACCCCCGAUAUAUCGACAUCCUCUAGAAGACAUCCCCAUAGAAGAAGAUGUUCCUCCAAAACCAUCCAGAAAAUUGAAAAAGAAAGUGAAAUUACCAAUCUCCGGAAAUAUUGUUAGUAUGACAACAUCAACCAAAUUCCCAGAAUAUUUUGCAACGGAAGCUGUAACAACCCAACCUAUCGAACUAACAACGGCUGAACUUUUACCGGAAACAACGCCAUUCAUCAAGAUCAUAACGCUUCCAACUACAGUACGACUAGCACCUGGUCCGCGUAUGGAUCCAAGUUCUUUAGUAACAAAAUCAGCUCCUUUAUCGAAGUUCGACAGACAACAGUAUAUGUUGGAGUUUAAGAAGAAACUUAUGGCUCUGCCUGAUGAUGCAGCAACGUCGAUGAGUGAACCUCAAUUCGUUUUAAAAUCAGCGUCUUCAAAACCUAAAAGACCCUUGUUCACUCUACCUCCAUCAGUAUUUGAAGAGCCAACAACCGCAUUACCAACACCAGCAGUUACUCAUCGCCAUCGAUUGCAUCACCACCGUGAUUCUAAUGAUAUUUUAUCGACACAAAGAGACUUACCUACUACAGUAGAACCUGAUUUUGUUUCUAAAGAAAAAACAAAGGUAGAAACAACAUUGAAAGAGCUCAAACAGAUGAAUGAUUUAUGUGAAGAACCUCUCCAUCCUCGCUUGGAAGAAGAUUGCAGUAAUGAGAACUGGGUUAUUCGAUGGUAUUUCAAUACAGAUAGAGGAACAUGCAAAUCCUUCUGGUAUGGUGGAUGUGAUUCUGAAGCAAGGAAUUUCUUCCCAACUAUCUAUUCUUGUAAGACUGCUUGCGCUCAUAAGUACCCGGUCGGAGAACAGAAGCCCAACUAUGUUGUUCCAGCAGUCAACGGUCACACUACGACCGAAUCUAGUCCAACUUCAAACUUAGGUGAUGUUGUCGAAAUUCCAAAAGUUAUCGAAGAAAAAUCCACAGAACAUGUAGAGCCAUUGCAAAAGAAUGAAAGAGAAGCUGAAACUGGAGAAGUUGAAUUGAACACGCAAGAAGAAUCUGCACCUGCUAGAAAACUAGCUGAAGAUCCCUGUGAUGAUGGAUAUGAUGAAAAAUGGGAUGAAGACUGUGCAAACGAUGACUGGCAAGUUCGUUCUUACUAUGACCAAGCAAAGAAAGGAUGUAAAAAAUUCUGGUGGGGAGGAUGUCUGACUGGAAAUCGAAACUUGUGGAAGAACCAACAGGAUUGCGAGAAGCAUUGUGGUCAUAAGACGGAUGAGGAAAAGAGUGAGCCAGAAGCACCAAUGGAGGAUAUCGAUACGAUGCCUACCUUGGAAGUAACAUCGAAUGCUGGAACAACUGAAGAAUCAGUUUUAGCUAAACAAGCUUUUCAAGCAGAUCUUAGUCGAAAACUGGCCGUUAUCAAACGAACCGAAGAAGGACGGAAAGACCUCGCUUAUAGUAAGGCCGUUGAUCAUCCAGUGACGAUAGCUUCGGAAUGUUUGGAUCCCUUCGAUAAGGCUUUAGAGAAAACUUGCUCUGGGGGUUUGAGAUGGAAAAACAGAUACUACUAUGAUCCGGAUAGCCGAGAAUGCAAAAUGUUUUGGAAUGAUGGAUGCUUCAGUACUUCACGAAACAAUUUCGAAGAUAUUGAAAGUUGUUUAUGGAAAUGUGUUGGAAAGCAUCCAGAGGCUUCCGGAAGAGGUUGUCUUGAGAAGUUUGAUGAAGUUUAUCUGGGAGAUUGUCGACACGGUGAAUUCUCAACAAGAUUCUACUUUGACCAUCAAACAAAGAAAUGUUCAGCUUUCCAUUGGGGAGGAUGCCAAUCAUCCAAUCUGAACUUCUAUCUGGAUUCAGGCGAAUGUGCUGACACUUGUGAACGUCCACCUCGAGAGCUAACACGUUUGUCUAUUUCCUCUUGA
Auanema sp. JU1783 is the source of this 3504-nucleotide messenger RNA. The record is from the annotation of a GenBank genome assembly. Lineage: Eukaryota; Metazoa; Nematoda; Chromadorea; Rhabditida; Rhabditidae.